Xenopus tropicalis (tropical clawed frog) is the source of this 831-nucleotide messenger RNA. RefSeq lists its product as uncharacterized. The record is from RefSeq and is a predicted model, not a curated record. The transcript has 3 exons. The coding region runs from base 115 to 831 and encodes 238 amino acids. NCBI's taxonomy places the organism in Eukaryota, Metazoa, Chordata, Amphibia, Anura, Pipidae.
ACUGCUUGCUUAUUGGAGACAACACAAUAAAACCAUUUGUAUAUUUUCUUUAGAUCAGGAACUGGAGGAGGGCCCCCUAAAAGGGUGCAUUACACCCGUUACGAGGAGCUGCUGAUGCCAUAUAUACACCGGGAGAGCGUGCGCGGUGUCUACGGCACGUUCGAUACAGACCGGAAUGUUGGCCAAGAUUCAGCUCCACCUGGGCCAAGCAGGCGCAGACCAACGGCAUCUGCUCCCGUUCCAGGUCGUUGCUCCUUGUCAGUGCUGGCCUCCCCACGCAGCGAUCCUGAAAUAGAAGGAGAAGGAUUUAGUGGGGAGGCAAGCGAGAGAGGGUCCCACGUCGGUGGCAGCGGCGUGGCCUUCUCCUCAGAUGAGGAGCCGGCUAAUAUUCCGGAUCAACAGCUCCCAACCCAGGCUCCAACCCAGGCUCCAACCCAGCAAGCUAAAAAUGCCUUUCAUCAAGCUAUAACUAGGCAUCACAAAGCCCAUAUGCAAAAACUCCAUGUCCAACAUGUCGACUCAUGUGUGGCAACUAAUGCCUUCAAUGCAGCUCAGGCAAGGCAAGCCGCACACGAGUCGGCUAUGCUUGCUCUGCAACAAGACCUAGUAGAUAUCAGUCAGGCAAGACAUGCUGCACAAUUGCAGCAUGAGGCCAGGAUAGAAGCCAUGAUGGAACAAAGGCAUCUUGCUCAGUCACAACACGAGGUUGCCAUGUUGAGCCUGCAGGAGGAGAUGGUAGAGCUCAAAAGGCAAAAACUGGCUCUGUUGGCUAAAGAGAAACAACAAAGUGCUGCACCAAAGCCAACAAGGCAGCUUCGCAAGCGAAAGUGA